UCCCGGAGACUGGAGGAAGGAAGACAGGGAGGGGGAGGCUGCAUCAUCCGGAGAGAGGAGCGUUUUGUCAGGGAGGCUGGCCAACAAUAACAUGAACAGUAAGAAAUAGAUCGAAAAGAAAAAGGGAAACCUGGAAUAGGAUUGUGCAGUUGGAUAUAUGCUCGCGUGUUUUGCCUAUAGUCUAUAAUUCCCAGAGGAUACUGGCCUUGAGGGAAGAAAGUCAGUUCAUGAUUGUUCGAGAAACAACAACUGAGUGAGAAUCAGCCAGUUUUUAUUGUUUUGCAGCUCAAAGCAAGAGAAAGAAAGUGUGCUACCAUUUCUUUUCUAGUGCUGUGUUCCUGAGGGGUUUUCUUGAGCAGCUGGUCUUUACUGAGGCUGGUCAUUCACCUCGGUGUUGGGAGGGGGGGUAGGACCUUAUUGGACGCUUGAUAGUCGAGGUUGAGCUCCACGGAGAGAAGAUGUCGGGUCAGACACUGACGGACCGCAUCGCCGCGGCGCAGUACAGCCUGACGGGAUCCGAGGUGUCCCGAGCUGUGUGUAAAUCCACCACACAUGAACAGACAGCUCCAAAGAAAAAGCACCUGGAAUACCUGAUCCAGGCCACCCAGGAGACCAAUGUGAACGUCCCCCAGAUGGCCGACACGCUGAUGGAGAGGGCUGGCAAUGCCAGCUGGGUCGUGGUUUUCAAAGCCCUGAUCACCACACACCACCUCAUGGUGCAUGGCAACGAGAGAUUCCUGCAGUUCCUGGCAUCUAGAAACACCUUGUUCAACCUCAGCAACUUCCUGGACAAAACUGGCUCCCACGGCUAUGACAUGUCCACAUUUAUCAGGCGUUAUAGCCGCUAUCUCAACGAGAAGGCCUUCGCCUACAGACAGAUGUCUUUCGACUUUGGCCGAGUCAAGAAAGGAGCUGAUGGGGUGAUGAGGACCAUGACAGUAGAGAAGCUGUUGAAAGGAAUGCCCACCCUGCAGAGCCAGAUCGACGCACUGCUGGAUUUUGAUGUGCAUGCACAGGAACUGAACAAUGGAGUGAUAAAUGCCUGCUUUCUCCUACUCUUCAAAGAUUUGAUCAAGUUAUAUGCCUGCUACAAUGACGGCAUCAUUAACCUGCUAGAAAAAUUUUUCCAGAUGAAGAGAAGCCAGUGUAAAGACGGGCUGGAGAUCUACAAGAGAUUCCUUACACGAAUGACUCGGGUGUCUGAGUUCUUCAAAAUUGCUGAGCAAGUGGGAAUAGACAAAAAUGACAUACCUGAACUCACUCAGGCCCCGGAAAGUCUUCUUGAGUCCCUCGAGACCCACCUCAACACUCUGGAGGGGAAGAAGCCAGAGGAUAAGUCACCCACUAAGGAUGUGACAGCCAACAACGGCUCUCCGGCUGCUGCUGCUGCUGCUGCUGCUACUGCUGCACCAGCCAAGCCCGCACCUCCCGCUGGCGCCGGCGGGCCCCCCGCUCGCCCCGGGCCACCUGCCAAACCUCCUCCGCCCUCUGUCACCCCCACCGCGCCAGCCCCCACCGCCACCACUACCAGCAAUGCCCUGGACGACGGGUUCUUGCUGGAUCUAGACCCAAUUUCCUCCUCAUCAACAGGGGGCGGUGCAGCGACCUCCUCCAUGACUGGAUGGGGAGAUCUCUUGGCUGAGGCAACUCCAGCUGCCUCUGAUGGAGCCUGUGAAGCUCUCCUGGCGGAGGGAGAUGCUGCUGAUGCUGAUGCUGAUGCUGAUGCUGACCCUGUAACUCCCGCGGCCACAGCUGGCGCCGCUACCACUGCUGCUGCGGCCGCACCAGUGCUCGCCUCUCUGCCCGUCUCAGUUCCUGCCACCACCUCAGCCACCGACAUCGACCUUUUCGGAGAUGCGUUUGCACCUUCCCCAGGAGAUGGUCCUGCUGCCGUGGCCGCGGGCCCUGCUGCUGAUGCAUUUGGUGGAUCUGACCCCUUCGCUACGACGGAAGGGAGUGCGGACAUUGCUCCAGAGCUGGACCUGUUCGCUAUGAGGCCCUCCGACACGGGGGCCGCUGCCGCCAUCACCCCUCCCACCUCUAGUGAGGCGCCGACCAUCGUCGCCCCCAUCGCUGCCCCCGCUGUCCCCACCCCUUCUUCCACCACCACCACUACCACCACAACCACCACCGACACCACCACCACAGAGUCUGCAGCCGCCCCGACUCUAGAUAUCUUUGGUGAUAUGUUUGAUUCUAUGCCUGAGCAAAGCCCCACCACAGAAUCCAAAGCUGCUACCACUCCUAGCGUAGACCUUUUUGGUGCAGACCUUCCUGCUGUUUCACGCGGGCCCUCUCCUUUGCCCGAGCCUGCUCCGGCUGGAGACAUUGUGACAGACUCGUUUACAUCUCCAGCUGCUGCUGCUGCUCCUCCUGCCCCUGCUCCUGCUGCAGCUCCAGCCCCAGAAGCCUCAUCUCCACCCAAAGCAGAGCCAGCGCCAGUCAUUGACCUGCUGGACUCCUUCAGCGGUCCUGUGGAGGAAACGCAGAGUUCUGCUCCUGGAGGGCCGGGAGACGACCUACUGGGAGGCCUCAUGUCCCCCACCCUGGCCCCCACUGCCGCCCCAGCUCUGGCUCCCUUGGCUCCAGCUCCAGCUUCAGCUCCGUUGCAGAAUGACCUCUUGGAGUCAGGCUUUGACGCCCUGGGCUCCCUGCCCUCUCCAACCCCACCCGUACCUGCUGCAGUUGCAGCAGUACCAAUAGUGCCAGCUCCAGCAGCACCAGAACCUGUCACUGCCACGCCAGCGCCCUCUGGUGGCUUUGAUGCUUCAAUGUUUGAUGGAUUAGGUGACUUGCUGAUGCCCGCCAUAACGCCCCAGAGUACUGGGGGCAGCACUGCUGGAAGCACAGCUGGAAGCAUGGGAACUCCCAUCGCAGGGGGAGGCAUUGCAGCCGCUCCCCCCGCCACCCCACCUCCCACCAAAACCAUUGGAGGAGAUCUGGACUCGUCACUGGCCAACCUGGUUGGAGACCUUGGAGUAAAGAAAAAGGACCCGCAGAGUGAGAAGAAGCUGACAGGAGGCGCCAACUGGAUGCCACAGGUGGCCCCCACAAGCUGGGCUACACCAGGAGCCCCCAUGGCUGGUGCCACUUCUGGAGCUCCUGGGGCACCAGGAGCGGCUCCACCUGGUGGAGCCAUGGUGCCACCAAUGAGCGCACAGCCUGGCUUUGGCAUGCCUCCAUCUGGGGGGACCGGAGCUCCCAUGAUGCAACCCAUGAUGGGACAGCCUAUGAUGGGACAGCCCAUAAUGAGACCUGCAUACACAGGAGUGGCUGGAGCUGCACCUGGAGCGGCUGCGCCAGGGGCACCGCUUUCUCCAGGACCUGCAAGCCAGAGUCCCAAGAAGCCCAAGGACCCUCUGGCCGAACUCGAUCUCAAGGACUUCUUAUAACGCCCCAGCUGCUUCCUUCUCUGGAGCAGGGCCUUCUCACCUUUUACCUGGUGUCUGUCAACAUCUCAGGAUGCCAGCAAUGUUCAGCUACUCAACCUUAUAAGUCUCUUUUCUCCACCCCGUCCAUGAACACCCCGCCCUUCUCCUGUGUGAUGUCGUAGCACAAACUGUGAAAGUGAACCAUAGCGGAUUAUAUAUGAAUAUAAGAGAAAAAAAAUACAAGUGUGUGCUUAUGUAGAUGUACCAAUCUUUUGUCUAAACAAAACCACACAAAACCCUGAAAAAAAGUCCACAAAAGUAAGUGAGAGAAAGUGAAGGCGUAUGUGUUUAGACCUCUUUCUAGUGUUGAGUUGAAUGAUGGAUGUGCUUUGGUGUCUUGAGCUCC
This is a messenger RNA of Seriola dumerili (greater amberjack), 3777 nucleotides long. RefSeq names its product synaptosome associated protein 91 (gene snap91a). Gene Ontology annotation, biological process: clathrin coat assembly; synaptic vesicle budding from presynaptic endocytic zone membrane; clathrin-dependent endocytosis. Bases 459 to 3392 code for a protein of 977 amino acids. The record is from RefSeq and is a predicted model, not a curated record. Gene Ontology annotation, molecular function: SNARE binding; 1-phosphatidylinositol binding; phosphatidylinositol-4,5-bisphosphate binding. Lineage: Eukaryota; Metazoa; Chordata; Actinopteri; Carangiformes; Carangidae. Gene Ontology annotation, cellular component: extrinsic component of presynaptic endocytic zone membrane; synaptic vesicle; clathrin-coated vesicle. The transcript has 29 exons.